Molecule: messenger RNA, 1237 nt
Organism: Suncus etruscus (white-toothed pygmy shrew)
Lineage: Eukaryota; Metazoa; Chordata; Mammalia; Eulipotyphla; Soricidae
Gene: G6PC1
Product: glucose-6-phosphatase catalytic subunit 1
Biological process (GO): glucose 6-phosphate metabolic process; gluconeogenesis
Cellular component (GO): membrane
Molecular function (GO): glucose-6-phosphatase activity
Source: RefSeq, a predicted model, not a curated record
AUGAGUGAUCAGGCUGUUUUCGUGUGCCUGUUUUUCUAUUUUACGGGAAAGGCACAGGCUGAUAGCAGAGCAAUCACCACCAAGUCUGAACUGACUGCCAGGACUGAGCCAAAGGCUUCUGAGGGGGCCUGGGCGCCAGGAUGGAGGAAGGGAAUGAAUGCUCUCCAUGACUUUGGGAUCAGGUCAACACACUACCUGCAAGUGGACUACCAGAAUGCUCAGGAUUGGUUCAUCUAGGUAUCGGUACUCGCAGACCUCAGGAAUGCCUAUUAUGUUCUCUUCCCUGUCUGGUUUCAUCUCGAGAAACUGUGGGGCAUCAAACUCCUCUGGGUUGCUGUCAUUGGAGACUGGCUCAUCGUCUUUAAGUGGAUUCUCUUUGGCCAGCGCCCAUACUGGUGGGUUCUGGACACCGACUACUACAGCAACAUGUCCGCCCCCCUGAUAAAGCAGUUUCCGGUUACCUGUGAGACGGGACCAGGGAUCCCCUCUGGCCAUGCCAUGGGAGCCGCUGGUGUAUAUUAUGUGAUGGUCACAUCUGCCCUCUCUCUCUUGAAGGGAAAGAAAAAGCCAACUUUCACAUAUCGGUGCUUAACUGUCCUUCUGUGGCUGGGAUUCUGGGCCGUGCAGCUGAACGUCUGUCUAUCUCGAAUCUACCUUGCUGCUCAUUUUCCCCACCAAGUUGUCGCUGGAGUUUUGUCAGGUAUUGCGGUUGCUGAAACCUUCCGCCACAUACAGAGCAUUUAUAAUGCAAGUCUUAAGAAGUAUUUCCUCAUCACCCUCUUCCUGUUCAGUUUUGCCAUUGGAUUUUACCUGCUGCUCAAGGCAGUGGGUGUGGACCUCUUGUGGACUCUCGCGAAAGCCAAGAAAUGGUGUGAGCGACCGGAAUGGGUCCACAUCGACACCACGCCUUUUGCCAGCCUCCUCAAGAAUCUGGGGACCCUCUUUGGCCUGGGCCUGGCUCUCAACUCCAGCCUAUACAAGGAGAGCUGCAAGGGCAAGCUCGGCAAAGGGCUGCCCUUCCGCCUCAGCUGCAUUGGGGUCUCCCUCAUCUUUCUUCAUUUCUUUGACUCCUUAAAACCCCCAUCCCACGUCGAGCUGGUCUUCUAUGUCUUGUCUUUCUGCAAAAGCGCCACAGUGCCAUUGGCCUCUGUUGGUCUCAUCCCCUACUGUCUUUCCCGGAUCCUGGGCUCAUCAGAUAAGAAGUCUUUGUAAGGGAUAUGGAAUUUUCAGAAUUUCA